CUCGUUGCCGUCUGUGGGUGUUCUGGGCGGAUGCGUGUUCUGCUUGCGGCCCUUCAUAUUGUUAUUUUCUGGGAGUUCGAGUGACGCUCUGUCGGAAUCUGGUUGCGGAAGUGAAGCGCUUUCGUUCGUUACCUGCCCAUCGGCAGGUGGCGUUUAGAUUUGUGGGACUACCAAUCGUCCGGGUCAACGUUACCAGAAUAGCAGACGCCGGACAGGAACCACCCGGCCGCUUUCGGGAGCAGGUGCUUCUCCCUUGCUUGAAGUCAGGUGUUCUGGGCGGAUGCGUGUUCUACUUGCGGCCCUUCAUAUUGUUAUUUUCUGGGAGUUUCAGUGACGCUCCGUCGCAAUCUGGUUGCGGAAUUGAAGCGCUUUCGUUCGUUAUCUGCCAAUCGGCAGGUGGCGUUUAGAUUUGUGGGACUACUACCAGAAUAGCGGACGCCGGACAGGAACCAUCCGGCCGCUUUCGGGAGCAGGUGAUUCUCCCUUGCUUGAAGCCAGGUAGCCGUGUGGUGACAACAUUGGUGAAGGCUAUUGUUACCAAUGGAGCAAGAGUCCAGCAAGGAUGAGAGCUCCGGCCGCCAAUCCCAACAACCUGCUGGUGGCACUGCAAUGGAAGCAGCAUCUGAAGAGGAGAGUAAGGACAAGUAUCAACCACCAGAUCUGGCUGAGUACGGUGAUCACUACUUCUCAACCAAUGCACCUCAUCCAGACCUGGUGAGAGCAUGUGAAGAUGACGAUGUGGAACAAGUCCGACAAACCGUGAAUAUCGGCACUCCAACUGAACCUGUUACUAGACCGGAUCUCUUGGAACAAGUGCCGGAGUCAUACCUUUCCGUUUGGCUUAGUCGAAGGAGAAUUUCCAUGACAGUCAUGGUUCUUCUGAUGCUGGCAGCAUGCUACUAUGGCAGCAUUCAUUGUGUCCAGUUUUUACUGUGGUGUGAUCCGUCGCUCUUGCACAGCAAAGUUAUGUUUAAACUCUAUGAGGAGCCACGACGUUUUCAAGUGCUCUCAUGA
Molecule: messenger RNA, 1014 nt
Organism: Sycon ciliatum
Lineage: Eukaryota; Metazoa; Porifera; Calcarea; Leucosolenida; Sycettidae
Exons: 6
Coding region: 541-1014 (157 amino acids)
Source: RefSeq, a predicted model, not a curated record